AGGGCCUGAAAGAUAUAAUAAUAGUGUAAAAUUAAGAAAGCAAAGACAUAGUUAUAGUUAGUACUUAGUAGUUAAGAGUACACAGACAUAAAAAACAUUAACUUCUCUGGCUUUACUUCCUGCUCGUCACUACACAAAAACACUGAAUUCAAUCAAAAUGGAAGAUUUCAGAUCCAAAUCGUACGGUGAUGGAAGGAUGCAGCAAAUUGAGACCUACUCUGCACCUCAAAACGGAGCAACUACUACUACUACCGUCUAUGGCAUGCAAGAUCUACGUUGUUACAGUGCUUCUUACACCUCCUCUGUUCACCCAACACAAACCCAAAACCAACCCCAAAUUGGUGCUACUACUAACGAUGUUAAAUUCAAGAAAGGAAAAUCCACAAAUGGGUCAACUUCUAAAAGUUGGAGCUUUAAUGAUCCUGAAUUGCAGAGGAAAAAGAGGGUUGCUAGUUACAAAGUUUAUGCUGUUGAAGGUAAACUCAAAGGUUCUCUUAGGAAGAGUUUUAAGUGGAUUAAAGAUAGGUGCACCAGAGUUGUUCAUGGUUGGUAGGUUAUAUAAAUUAAGGGUCUUGUCUUGCUAUUUAAAUUGAAAUUGAAAUUGAAAUUAAACCCUUAUUUCUUAUUUGGGGGUUUCUAAUUUUGGUGCCGUGUCACCAUCUGAAUUGAAAUUUCAAUUGGGGUUUCACAUAUGAAUAAUUGUUAUUUGUUUGGCUUGUUUAUUUAUUGGUUAUUGUUUGUGUCAAGGAUAAUUGGAUUGUAAUAUAUUAUGGAAGAGAAAUUGUGAUUCAUGUCUUCAAUGUAGUUUGUUUUUGCAAAGAAUGUUGUAAGUAAUCAUCUUGUUUGUAGGUGAAGUGUCACUUCAAUGGUAAGAUUUUGAUAUUGUAAUUUAAGAGACAGAGUUCCAAUCUGCUUGGAGAUGAUUGUAAAAUAAUUAUUAGUGUCACUUUAAUUAAUAAUAAUACGAUGAUUUUGAUUUAGUGCUGUAA
Molecule: messenger RNA, 989 nt
Organism: Cicer arietinum (chickpea)
Lineage: Eukaryota; Viridiplantae; Streptophyta; Magnoliopsida; Fabales; Fabaceae
Source: RefSeq, a predicted model, not a curated record